Messenger RNA from Myotis brandtii (Brandt's bat), 5289 nucleotides. RefSeq names its product protocadherin beta-14-like. The record is from RefSeq and is a predicted model, not a curated record. Gene Ontology annotation, molecular function: calcium ion binding. Gene Ontology annotation, cellular component: plasma membrane. NCBI's taxonomy places the organism in Eukaryota, Metazoa, Chordata, Mammalia, Chiroptera, Vespertilionidae. The coding region runs from base 2886 to 4979 and encodes 697 amino acids. Gene Ontology annotation, biological process: homophilic cell-cell adhesion. The transcript is spliced from 2 exons.
GGAAGAUGCUCAAUCAACUGAACCUUACUGCCCAGGAUUCAAUAUGUGGGUUUUUAAAAUUGCACUGAGGUUAGUUUUAUAUUUUCGCAUGUUCUACCCACCUUUACUUUUAAGUGAAUGUUUAUCAUUAUUUGUGGUUGUAAUAAGGUGGUGAUUUAUUCUCUAACCCAGGAGGUCUUCAUUUGUAAUUAAUUUGCCUCCUUAAAUAACAAUACCAAAUCACUGUUUGUCCUUGACCCUCUCUGCAAUUGAACUUUCACCCACAAUUAGGCUUAUGGUAAAAUAAUGCAGACCACUUUCAAAGUAUUUUAAGUGUUCAAGCAUUUCUUCUUCUUUUUUGCUUUUUUCUUGUGGUUUAAUCAUGGUUGUAUUCAGAAAUGCCACUUUUCUUUCUUUAACAUCUCACUGCAUUUUAGUUAACAUUUAAAAAGGUUUAUUACUAUUGAAAAUAUACAUGAAAAUUCAUGUCCUAUGAUACAAACAUGAGUGUAGUCAACUUUUUAGAAAGGUCAAUUUUUUUUAAGCAUUGCUUCAUUAUUCUUUCUGGAGCAUGAUUGUGAAGGCACAUUGAUAUUGUGACCACUCAUAGAAUCUUGGAAUAUGAAAUUAUAAUCUUCCAGAUGUCUCAUGAAUGUUCCAAAGCUAUAAUGCAAUCCAGUUGAAAACUGGCACCUGAAUAAUAUCUUGUAUAGCAUAAAUCGGGCUUGAGUGCUACUGUGUACACACACACACACACACACAUACAUACACACAGAGUGGGCACUGAUUUUCAAACUUAAACAAUUAUAGCCAAUAGAAAAAUUAUAUUGUAUAUAACAUAAUUUCUUUGUAACAUACAAAGAAAUGUUUUUCAAUAACACUCAGAUUUCUUGUUGAUGCAAUCUAAAAUUGCCUGUAUUAUUUUAUUCUAUUUCAUUUUCAAAUGUGGUCAUCAUACAUUGAUUUAGUGACCUACUAAUGGGUAGCAAUCCCAAGUUUGAAAUCCACUUUACUCAGAGAUAUAUAUAGAUGUGUGUAGAACAUUGAAAAGUAUCAAAAGGUAGUCCUUUAAUACUUUAAUUUUAAAAAUUUCAAACCAUUGUCGAAGGAUGAGUUGUCUCAUUGCUAUAUAGGAACCAAUCAACCAUUCUUGCCUUUAGUGAAUUGACUACAUUAUAGAAUAAAAAACCUUUAUUGUUUGAGUAGGAAUUUUCCAAUAAAUUUUAUCAAAAAUCUAAAGCCUAUAUGUUGUGGAAAGAAAGUGUAGAUGGCCAAAAUGUGUCAGGUAUAGAGGGAGAGAGAGAGAGAGAGAGAGAGAGAGAGAGAGAGAGAGAAGGCAUUGGAAAGAGAUGAGUGAGAAUGAGUAAAAUGGUUGCUUCUAGUGCUUCUAAUGCUGCAGACUAGAAUGAAUGCCAGAAAGAACAUCCUGAGGAUAUUUUUUAAACUUUUUCUUAACAUUGUAGAGGGGCUGGGUAUUAGUCAGUUAAUAUUGCCAGGAAGCACAAUCUCUUGCUCUACCUUGUCCAAAAUAAUCUGUUUAAACAUCUUGAAAGCUAUGAUUUUAUUACCAGUGCUUUUGAACUUUGUGGGCUGAUUAUUUAUUCUUUGAAUUCAAGACAAAUGGAGGGAACAAAUUAAAUUCUAAUUUUUCACUUUUGGAAGUGGAGCUAAGAGCAAGUUCUUUUCCCCUCUAAAUGAAAGCUGCAACAAAAGUCCAUACUAUAUUAAUAAAUCAGUUAAGUAUUAAAUUACUUCCUGUUUUUACUGUACUUAGUGGGGAAAUGAUGGAGGACCACUAGCUUAAAGAGAUAUAAUGUGUUAUAGCUUUCUACCAUGCCAGAUGAUAAUAAUCCUAGGAGCUAAAUACUAUCAUUACCCCUAUUUUACAGGUCAGGAAACAGAGGUACAUAAGUUGCCCAAGACAGCAGAUAGUAAGUGGCAGAUUAGAAUUCUAAUGUAGACAUUGUUGUUUUAAAAUCCAUGUUUGUAAUCACUAUGUUGUGUUGCCUCUGAGGUCUAAGAUGUCCCUUCUAGGUCUUUCUAUGUUAUUCUUUAUGCAUAUAUUGUGACAUAUUUUAAUUACUUUCUGCCAAAUUUUCUAGUCUGUGAGCUCCAUAAAGACAAGGGUUAUCUCUGUCUUAUAUGCCAUGUCCUUAUAUGUGUAUUUUAAAAAAUACAUAAAUGAAAAAGCAAUGAUGUUACUAACUAUAAUCGACUGAACUCAAAUAUUUACAAGAGUUGAGAAGAGAGUAUAUUUGCAAUUAGUCAAGAGAUGGCCUGAAUAAAAUAUCAUUUCUUCAGUUCAAGACAUUUUUAUAGAUUUUUCUUGUCAGGCAUUCAAACCAGUGAUAAUUAAAUGCACUACAUAGACCGAGUUUGGAUCCCAUUGGAAACAAACCAACAAUUAAAAACAUUGUUGGAAAAAACUGGGGAAACCAAGAAUAGACUGGGAAUAAAUUAUAUCAAGGAAUUAUUGCUAAAUGGGUUGAUUUUGAUAGUGGUACAGUAGUUAUAUUUUUAAAGUCCUUAUCUAUUACAGAUACUUAACGAAGUAUUUAGAGUUAAAACUAUGAUGUCUGGGAUUUGCUUUAAAAUAUUCCAGAUGUAUUAAUGAAUUACUUCUUCAAAGAGAAAACAAUCUUUACUGAAAAAAAUUCAUAGAGACACAUGGUGGCGCUGCAGGAUAAGAUGAAAACCGUGCAUGGACCACACUGUGGACUCCAUUAUUCAAGGGAACAGAGAACAGUCAACUCAUUCAAGAGAGGUGUUUAGGAGCUUCACUUUCAGAGCUGCCGGGAGGGCUCUACACCCUCCAGGGUUUACUUAUUCUAAAAAAUCAGAGCUUCGGCUCCCAAAAUUAGGGCUAAACUUAAAUUUUUCCACAAAGGAGAUUGCUUGAAGGAACCAUGGCGAUCAGAGGAGCGCUCACUUUGCUGAAAAGGCAAGUCGCAAUUCUCUUUGUUUUGCUGGGAUUGUCUGAGGCGGGUCCUGACUCUGUGCGCUAUUCUGUGGCAGAGGAAGCAGAAAUUGGCUCUUUUGUGGCCAAUCUGGCAAGGGAUCUGGGGCUUGGGGUGGAGGAGCUGUCCUCCCGGGAGGCCCGGAUAAUUUCUGAUGAUAAUGGCAGGCAUUUGCAUCUCAAUUUAUUGACUGGGGAUUUGCUCCUAAAUGAGAGACUGGACCGAGAGGAGCUGUGCGGCUCUGCAGAGCCCUGCGUAUUGCAUUUUCAGGUGUUAUUGCAAAACCCUUUAAAGUUUUUCCGGGCUGAGCUGCACAUCAAAGAUAUAAAUGAUCACUCCCCUACAUUCUUGGACAAGGAAAUACUUUUGAAAAUAUCAGAAGGUACCACUCUUGGAACGGCAUUCCCAAUGGAGAGUGCCCAAGAUUUGGACAUAGGAAGCAACAGUCUCCAAAACUAUACAAUUAGCCCCAAUUCUCAUUUCUACAUUAAAAUUCAAGACAGCGGUGAUGGAAAGAUAUACCCAGAACUGGUCCUAGACAGAAUGUUAGAUCACGAAAAGGAGCCUGAGCUCAGAUUAACACUUGUAGCACUGGAUGGUGGAUCCCCACCCAGGUCUGGGACAACAUUGGUCCUCAUCGAGGUCUUGGACAUCAAUGACAACUCCCCUGAGUUUCCGCAGAGGCUCUAUGAGGUGCAGGUCCCAGAGGACACAGCCAUUGGCUCCUGGAUAAUCACCAUCUCUGCUAAGGACUUGGAUGCAGGACAUUAUGGGAAAAUAUCUUACAUAUUUUUCCAUGCAUCUGAAGAUAUUCGUAAGACAUUUGAAAUCAACUCAACAUCUGGUGAAGUUCGUUUGAUAUCUAGCUUGGACUUUGAAGUAAUACAGUCUUACACUGUAAAUAUUCAGGCAACAGAUGGUGGGGGGCUUUCGGAAAAAUGCACUCUUCUGAUUAAAGUAAUGGAUAUAAACGAUAACGCACCAGAAGUGACCAUGUCAUCAAUUACAAACAGAAUUCCAGAAAACGCGCCACAGACCUUUGUCGCUGUUUUUAGUAUUCGAGACCAAGACUCUGGGGACAAUGGAAGGAUGGUUUGCUCUAUUCAAGAUGAUCUCCCUUUUAUCCUGAAACCAACAUUUAAGAAUUUUUUCACUCUGGUUUCUGAAAAAGCACUGGACAGAGAGAUGAGAGAGGAGUAUAACAUCACCAUCACUGUCACCGACUUGGGAACCCCCAGGCUGAAAACUCAGUACAACAUCACCCUGCUGGUCUCCGACGUCAACGACAACGCCCCCGCCUUCACCCAAACCUCCUACACCCUGUUCCUCCGCGAGAACAACAGCCCCGCCCUGCACAUCGGCAGCGUCAGCGCCACAGACAGAGACGCGGGCGCCAACGCCCAGCUCACCUACUCGCUGCUGCCGCCCCACGACCCGCAGCUGCCCCUGGCCUCGCUGGUGUCCAUCAACGCGGACAACGGCCACCUGUUCGCCCUGAGGGCGCUGGACUUCGAGGCGCUGCAGGCGUUCGAGUUCCGCGUGGGCGACGCGGCCAAGCACAGGCUGCUGGUGCUGGUCAAGGACAAUGGCGAGCCCGCGCUGUCUGCCAGCGUCACGCUGCACGUGCUGCUGGUGGAUGGCUUCUCGCAGCCCUACCUGCCGCUGCCGGAAGUGGCGGCCGACCAGGCGCAGGCCGACCCGCUGACCGUGUACCUGGUCAUCGCGUUGGCGUCGGUGUCGUCGCUGUUCCUGUUCUCGGUGCUGGCGUUCAUCGCGGUGCGGCUGUGCAGGCGGAGCAGGGCCGCCUGGGUGGGUGGCUGUUCGGUGCCUGAGGGCCACCUUCCGGGCCACCUGGUGGACGUCACCGGUACUGGGACCCUGUCCCAUAGCUAUCAGUAUGAGGUGUGUCUGAUGGGAGGUACUGGGACAGAUGAGUUUAAAUUUCUGAAGCCAAUUGUUCCCAAUCUUCCAAUCCAUGACACUGGUAGGAAUGUAGAGGAAAAUGAGAACUUUAGGAAUAGCUUUGGAUUAAACAUCCAAUAAAAUUUUUAUUUUAAACAUUUAGUCUUUCAUUAUUCUUGGCAAACUGGUAAUACUUUGCCAAUUUAUAGUGGAUUUCAGUUGUACAGUAGUUGCACGUAUUAUUCCUGAAGUUCUUGCAUUUUGCUUUACAAAUCUUUAUUAGUUUGUGUGUUUUCUGUUUGCUUGUUUUUUCAUUUAUUUUGUCAAAAAUGGCAUAUUGGGCUGGCCAGGUCGCUCAGUUGGUUAUAAAGUCAUCCUGAUACAUCAAGGUUGCGAGUUCAAUUCCUUUUUAGGACUCACACAAGUAUCAACCAAUGAAUGCAUAAAUAAG